CAUUAAUACUAUUAAUAUCUUCUUAAUUAUCACUUACUCACUCACAUUAAACAUCAUCCCAAAUCUAAAUCAUAUCACAACAAUUUCACUCUUACUAGCUAUGGAAUCAACUUCAACAUUCCCUCAACUUCAACAUCACCAUCAAGACUCCGAUUCUGAAAGCUGUGUUUCCGGCACCACCGGAGAACAACAACAAGAUUCUAAUUUAUUUUUGGUUACGCUUAGAGAAGGUGACGUUGUUCACGAUCUCAUCAAGACCAGAUUCCUUCGUGGACUCGGCUUAAUUUCCACCAAAACAGAGAUUCUAGCAAUUCACAGAAAUGCAUGUUCUGAUGUUGUUUCACAAGCGAGGCUUCAAUCCUUUCACGUUUAUGCAGAAGCUGUUUCGAAAAUUCGCGGUGGAAAUUCAAAUGUCAAGUAUGCUUGGUAUGGAAGUUAUGGUGAGAAUGACGUUAGAGAUAUUCUUUCAAAUGGUUUCAGUCAUGUCCAUGGUCAUAGCCUCUGCCUUUCUCCAGAUGACUCUCCUCUUCAUAGUGUCAAAAGCUGUGUUGUUGGAAGAGAUGGUGUGAGGCAUUUGAUACUGUGCAGGGUUAUUUUGGGAAGAACAGAGAUUGUACAAUCUGACACAAAACAAUGUUAUCCAAGUUGUGAGGAUUAUGAUUCUGGUGUCGAUAAUAUUUCAGCUCCAAACAAGUACAUGAUUUGGAGUAGUAGAAUGAAUACUCAUGUUUGGCCUGCAUAUGUUAUAAGUUUCAGGGUAUCUUCUUCCAAAGGGGUUGAGAUGAGUGAAGAUGAACAUGUGAGACCAAGUUCACCUUGGAUGCCUUUUCCAAUUUUGAUUUCUAUACUUUCCAAGGUUUUGCCAUCACUUGAUAUUGCCCUCAUUUGCAAGUUCUACAAGGCUAAAAAGGAAGGGAAGAUUUCAAGACAUGAAUUGAUACAAAAAGUGAGACAAAUUGCUGGAGACAAGUUGCUGAUUUCAGUCAUUAAGUCUUAUAGAGCCAAGAAAAAAUCUGCAAGUUUUCAGCAAACAAAGUCAAAGAAUGGAAUCUAAACAGCUAGCAACACAGAUAGAAUUAGUUUCAAUUUUGACACACACACAGCUCUACAAAUAUGACUGAUCUUCAUAUGAGGAGUGAGGAACUUUGGAACAACUUUAAAAGCAUUGGUGUAUACAUUAAAUAGCAAAAGGAAUUUGGUUUAUAUUUCUUGUUGUUAGUUAAGAUGAUGUUUUCUCCAUGAUAAGGAGACUUUAUCAUGUACACAUUGACAGGCUCCAAUGUUCUAAGUUGAAAAUGUAAAUAUAAAUUUUGGUUUGCUUCUUAUU
Messenger RNA from Trifolium pratense (red clover), 1327 nucleotides. Its product is annotated as probable inactive poly [ADP-ribose] polymerase SRO2. The coding region runs from base 101 to 1054 and encodes 317 amino acids. The transcript has 5 exons. NCBI's taxonomy places the organism in Eukaryota, Viridiplantae, Streptophyta, Magnoliopsida, Fabales, Fabaceae. The record is from RefSeq and is a predicted model, not a curated record. Gene Ontology annotation, molecular function: NAD+ poly-ADP-ribosyltransferase activity.